CAAGCACCCUCAUAGUCUGUUGCCGGUCACCUGGACACCCGCGCCCCGGUGGACCUCGUGUGCAGGACGCUCGGGGCUUUUACGCGAUAUGGUUUUCAGCGCUGCGAGACGGGCUGGGUUUUCCUCACCCAAAUGCUCUCCCUGCUCCCCCUCCUCGCCGCACUCCCCCUCCUUGGCCUCACGGCUGCCACACCCACCGGCACCGAGCUCGCGCGGCGCGCCGCGUGCACGCCCGCGGCUGCGAACAACGCGGGGACCGACGACGUGCCUGCGAUCCAGGCCGCGUUCAAAUCGUGUGGCAACGGCGGGACGAUCGUGAUCCCCGCGGGGCGCCAGUACAACAUCCUCAGCACGCUCUCGCUCGCCGGCUGUGUGAACUGCGACUGGCAGAUUGAAGGCACGCUCAAGAUGUCGGGCGACUUGACGGCGUGGAAGGGCGUGCUCGCGACGAUCCUCAUCAGCGGCAUCAAGGGCGGGCAGAUGCGCUCUCUGACGGGCAGCGGCGUCAUCGACGGCAACGGGGUCCCCUUCUGGACCGAGUUCGCCGCGGACUCGUCGUACCGGCGGCCGACCCUCGUCUACAUGACAUCGUCAACGACGUCGUUCACGAUAUCGAACCUCCGGUUCAAGAACCCGGCGAACGUCUUCCACUCGGUCGGCGGCGGCUCGAGCAACAUCAUCUACGAGAACCUGCGGAUGGACGCGACGUCGACCGCGACCGCGAUCGCCAAGAACACGGACGGCUUCGACAUCGGCACGAGCAAGUUCGUCACCGUGCGGAACGUCACUGUAACGAACCAGGACGACUGCGUCGCGCUCAAAGCGGGCGCGGACCACACCACCGUCACCGGUAUCACCUGCACGGGCUCGCACGGGCUCUCCGUCGGCAGUCUCGGCGGCGGCCAAGGGUCCAGCGAUGUCGUCUCCAACGCGAUCCUGGGCCCCGCGACGAUGAUCAACUCUGCGAAGGCGGUGGGCAUCAAGCUGUACCAGGGCGGAUCGACGACCGGCACGGCGACGAUCUCGAAUGUGACCUGGACCGACAUUACGGUCCAGAACUGCGACUACGCCGUGCAGAUCCAGAGCUGCUACGGCGCGGCCAACACGGCGAACUGCGUCGCCAACACCGACUCGCUGACGGGCGUGACGUUCAACAACAUCCACGGCACGACAUCCUCGCACUACGCGCCGGUUGUCGCGAACAUGAACUGCUCACCGGGCGCGGUGUGCGACGUUGUGCUCAAGAGCUUCAACGUCAAGCCGCCCAGCGGGACCGCCAAGGUCCUGUGCUCGAACAUCGAUGGAAGCCUCGGCUCCCAGCCAGGCUCGGUCCGGACGACGUGCACACCCGCCGCGGCGAACGACGUGGGGGUCGACGACGUGCCUGCCAUCUCCGCGGCGUUCAAGGCGUGUGGGAACGGGGGGAUUGUGCUCAUCCCCCCGGGCUCGCAGUACAACCUGCGCAGCCCGCUCUCGCUCGCUGGAUGCGUGGGGUGCGACUGGCAGAUUGAGGGCACGCUGAAGAUGUCGGGCGACGUGGCGUUCUGGGAGGGCGUUUCGUCAGUCAUCGUCAUCAGCGGGAUCAAGGGCGGCAGGAUGCACUCGCUGACCGGCAGCGGCGUCGUCGACGGCAACGGGGUGCCGUUCUGGAUCGAAUUCGCGGCCAACUCGACGUACAAACGCUCGACGCUGGUGUCCAUCGAGGGCUCCUCGGGCUUCACGGUGUCGAACCUGCGCUUCAAGGACCCUGCGAAUGUGUUCCACGUGGUCAAGAGCGGCUCGAGCAAUAUCCUGUACCAGGGCCUGCGCAUGGACGCGACCUCCACGGCGAACGCUACGGCGAAGAACACGGAUGGAUUCGAUGUCGGGUCGAGUAAAUUUGUCACGAUCAAGGAUACGAUAGUGGUGAAUCAGGACGAUUGCGUGGCUUUGAAACCUGGUGCAAGCUUCACGACUGUGACCAACAUCACCUGCUCCGGCUCGCAUGGUCUCUCAGUGGGCAGUCUGGGCCGCGGGCAAGGCAUCACCGACACCGUCCAAAACGCCAUCCUCGGCCCGGCGCGGAUGAUCAACUCCAACAAAGCCAUCGGCAUCAAGCUCUACGAGGGCGGCUCCGCGCACGGUCGCGCGAAGGUCUCGAACGUCACGUGGACGGACAUCAGCGUCGAGAACUGCGACUACGCCGUGCAGAUCCAGAGCUGCUACAACGCGGCGGACCCCGCCGCGGGCUGCAUCGCCAACACGGACACGCUCACGGGGAUCGUGAUCCGCAACGUCACGGGGACGACGUGCGUGCUAGGCCCUGGGCUGUCUCCCCGGUACCCGGGCCGUGCGUUCUUUGCUGACGGGGAUGUGAAUAGCUCGAAACGGUUUGCGCCGGUGGUGGCCAACCUGAACUGCGCGCCCGGCACGACGUGCGAUGUUGGGAUCACGGGCUUCGACGUCACGCCAGCCACGGGAACCGCGACGGUCCUCUGUUCGAACAUCGACGGAGCGCUCGGUAUCGCCUGUGACGGCCCGGCGUCCGGGUAGCAGCAAGUAUAGCAAUCCAUGCAAAGUAAGUAGUAAGUAGGUCUGAGGCAGAAGAUCAGAUGGCGAGCGCGAGCGCGAGUGCAUUCAUUGGAGACACCACCGACGUUUUCGGCCCCCUGCUGAGACGGCC
Molecule: messenger RNA, 2662 nt
Organism: Mycena citricolor
Lineage: Eukaryota; Fungi; Basidiomycota; Agaricomycetes; Agaricales; Mycenaceae
Source: the annotation of a GenBank genome assembly